Messenger RNA from Ophidiomyces ophidiicola, 711 nucleotides. RefSeq lists its product as uncharacterized. Gene Ontology annotation, molecular function: S-adenosylmethionine-dependent methyltransferase activity; O-methyltransferase activity. The transcript has 4 exons. NCBI's taxonomy places the organism in Eukaryota, Fungi, Ascomycota, Eurotiomycetes, Onygenales, Onygenaceae. The record is from RefSeq and is a predicted model, not a curated record. The coding region runs from base 1 to 711 and encodes 236 amino acids.
AUGAGAGACUCGUGCAUGCUUUCCUUGACUAAAGAGCAGGUAGUCACCGCAGGGGACUACUGUGAGGCUCACAGCUCUUCACUGCCGAGCUGUAUUAUGAAGCAGAUCGAGUUCACUGACAGUCUCUCCAAAGAUGAGGCGGUAAUGGCACCAUCACCAGCCCAGUGUGCUUGGUUAAUGAGUAUUACUCAAAUGCUAGCUCCGACUCGAGUGCUUGAGCUUGGUACUUUUACCGGCGUCAGUGCCCUUGCGUUUUAUGAGGCGACAAGGAAAACGCAGGCAGAGAUUAUCAGCAUGGACAUGUCUGAAAAAUAUCUUGGUUACGCCAAUGAUGCUUUUGCUCUGUAUGGAGCGAACGAUCGGAUUACAACUGUGAAAGGGCCAUGUCUAGACUUGCUUCCUUCGUUGACUGGUCAGUUUGAUCUCAUAUACAUCGAUGCUGCAGAAGAAGAAUAUGAGCCUUACACUCGAUUUCUUCUCGAUCACAAUCUGCUCUCCCCACGCGGGAUCAUCUUAGUGGAUGACGUUCUCGUCGAAGGCCUUGUGCUGGACAAGUCAAUUGCCACUAAAUUUCCGAAAGAGAUCCGGGAGCCAUACCUAGGCGUCGCUGAUCUCAUGACCGGAUUCAACCGGUAUGCUGCCAGCGAUCCUCGUAUCACGGCAACCAUGAUCCCUUUGUUUAAUGGAAUUACGCAAAUUAUGUGGAAAUGA